GCGAUCUCUGCAAACCUCUCUCUUCAGGGAAGCCUAUCCUGCCCUCAGCUAAUACUGGAAUCUUCUACUCUCCCUACCAGUCCAUCCCCCACACCCCUCCCUUCUAGAUUGUACUCAGUGUCCUCCAUCCUUCUCUGCCAGUCCCUCCACUGGCCUCCACUCAGUGUCCUCCACCCCUCUCUGCCAAUCCCUCCACUGGCCUCCACUCAGUGUCCUCCACCCCUCUCUGCCAAUCCCUCCACUGGCCUCCACUCAGUGUCCUCCACCCCUCUCUGCCAAUCCCUCCACUGGCCUCCACUCAGUGUCCUCCAUCCCUCUCUGCCAAUCCCUCCACUGGCCUCCACUCAGUGUCCUCCACCCCUCUCUGCCAAUCCCUCCACUGGCCUCCACUCAGUGUCCUCCACCCCUCUCUGCCAAUCC
Molecule: messenger RNA, 420 nt
Organism: Staurois parvus
Lineage: Eukaryota; Metazoa; Chordata; Amphibia; Anura; Ranidae
Source: the annotation of a GenBank genome assembly